Molecule: messenger RNA, 750 nt
Organism: Lathyrus sativus (Indian pea)
Lineage: Eukaryota; Viridiplantae; Streptophyta; Magnoliopsida; Fabales; Fabaceae
Source: the annotation of a GenBank genome assembly
AUGGAUCAUCAUCAUCAUCAUGUUACCACUGGUCAAACUAAAACCCUAGCAUCAUCAUCAUCAUCAUUAUCAUCAACAUCAUCUUAUACUUCAAGUGGUAAUAAUGAUGAUAACAACAAGAAGAUGUACAGAGGUGUGAGAAAGCGGAAAUGGGGAAAAUGGGUGUCUGAAAUAAGGCUACCAAAUAGCCGUGAAAGAAUAUGGUUAGGAUCAUAUGAUUCACCUCAGAAAGCAGCGAGAGCGUUCGACGCUGCACUUUACUGUCUCCGUGGUCGUCAUGCAAGUUUCAAUUUCCCUGAUUCACCUUCUCAUUUGGAUAUCACUGCAGUUUCUAACGAUCCACAACAGAUUCGAGAGAUUGCUGCUAAUUUUGGCAACAAAAAUCCACCCAUUGUUAUUUGUAGUAGUAAUAAUAUUAAUAAUGGAAAUGAUAAUACAGAUCAAUCCAAAAUUGUGACUGAAAUUAUUGGCUCUUCAACUUCUACUACCAGUACCACUGCUAUGGAUGAUAAUGGGAACGCGAUUGAUUGGACAUUUUUGAACGUGUUAGAGGAUGGUUCGAGUAAUGAUGCUACUGAAAAUUAUGAUGAUUUUUUCUAUUCUGAGUUAGAAAAGAUACAUUCGGAUGAGUUAUUGUAUUACAGUUCACCACAACUUUUUGAGGAAGAUAAUAACCAGAUGGAAUUAGUAGAAGAGGAUGGUUAUGACCCUUUUUCUCAUCAAUCAUUCCUUUGGAGCUGGAACUUCUGA